Molecule: messenger RNA, 999 nt
Organism: Ostrea edulis (European flat oyster)
Lineage: Eukaryota; Metazoa; Mollusca; Bivalvia; Ostreida; Ostreidae
Exons: 5
Coding region: 135-911 (258 amino acids)
Source: RefSeq, a predicted model, not a curated record
GUAUGACACAGAAUUAACAUAGAUCAAUAUAAAACACACAGGUCAAAACACCCUCGGCUCUUAUAUAAACUCAAUAUAACUCGACGAAAUCAAUCUUCUUCGUACCUAUCUAAGGGAAAACGCUGAAAAAAGACAUGCAUGGGGCUUCAGUGCUAACAUCAUAUUUCCUGUGCAUUGUACUUAUUUUUGCAGAAGAUCUCUCAUUAUCAAACCACAUCGAUGGGAAUGCCAUAUCUAAAGUCAAGAAGAUAAAUCCAUUAGAUUACACGCAUCCUGUUGGCAGAAAUGAAGGUGUUUUCAAACCCCUGUAUGAGGAAUUAAAAGACAAGGGAAUAGAAAAAAUAAAUUCUGUUGAUUUUAAACGUCCUAUUGGUAAAAAGAAUAGUCAGAAAGGGGAAGUAAGAACGGCGCUCAGUAAAACAGAAUAUAAGGGAGAUAAAGCUGGUCUCCCUGGCAACCUCAGUCUAAAGCCAUUCAAAUUACGAAAUGAGGGAUUGGAUGUACCAAGCACGAGCGAAGUUGGGAAAACCUACGAUCCGCCAAUAUCAGACUUAACAAGACGUAAACUUGGCUUAAAUGUCCUCGGUAUCAACAGUAAACCGAGGAGGAACAAGCAAAACGGACGGCGUUCGAGGAAAAACAGGAGGAGAGGUUUACUAGGGAUCAAAAGGAAACUGCACAGGAGGCUUCGGAGGAAAAAGCUUCAAAGUAGAGCAAAAAAUAUUCGGAGGAAGAAUAAAUGGCGGACAGGGCGGAAACUGAAGCGGAAACAUGGACAUUUGAGUAGAAAACAUGUAGAAUUAAAGAGAAAACAUAGACGGUUAAGGAGAAAACAUAGAAAAUUGCAACAGAGACUAAGGAAUCUGGACAGUAAAAACAAAGAUCCUAAAAUUAACAACCCGAUCUUAUAAAGAUUAUAAAAAUUUGACUAAACGUUUGUAUAUUUGCAAUGAUGUGAUAUCGUUUCUAUACUAUUAAAUAUUUAAAAGUAUUACUUUA